Molecule: messenger RNA, 1435 nt
Organism: Strongylocentrotus purpuratus (purple sea urchin)
Lineage: Eukaryota; Metazoa; Echinodermata; Echinoidea; Camarodonta; Strongylocentrotidae
Gene: tmem203
Product: transmembrane protein 203
Exons: 1
Coding region: 78-527 (149 amino acids)
Biological process (GO): intracellular calcium ion homeostasis
Cellular component (GO): endoplasmic reticulum
Source: RefSeq, a predicted model, not a curated record
UCUUUUCCAUUUUAAAGCUUCAGAGGAACGGAGAGAAAAUCGCUUAAUUUCUCGCAAAACUCUCUCAAAAAUUGUAAAUGAGAAACUCUGGAAACGUGCAGGUGCUUGCUGAUUCUGCAGCCAUGUUGUUUACGAUCAAAGAAGCGAGACGAUGGCUGGGAAUGACGGUUUUUGAGAUGUGGAUCAACGCAGUGAGUUUGCUCGUCUUCUCCGUGGUGCUGGCGCUGAAGGGUGAGGGGAUAAUCAACGCUUCCUGGUGGGUCGUCUUCCUGCCGCUUUUCAUUGCAACCGGACUGAAUGCAUACUUCUCAAUAAUCGUCUUCGUCAGACUCUAUGUAGAGGAUCUGUACCGCUCAGGCAUCAUGCGGAUACUGUGGAGUGGGCUUGUUUUAGCGCUCAUAUUUGUGUUCGAGUUGUUGCUCUGCAAAAGGCUGGAGAAUGAAACAACGGUAUCAUCGAGUUUGGUCAUGUCGCCGUUGUUUGUGAUGAUUCAUGUUCUUUUAAUUAGAGCGUGUCAGGUGUCAUGAGAAUUUAUAUAAAUAAUGUAGACUCAAUUUAUUAGACUACAUAGAACAUGUACAAACUGAACAAUUAUCAUAUAAAGUACUAACUUGAGCUGAGUCUACAGACAGUACACAAUCGAGUCACGUAGUCUUCUGGAAAUCAAAUUCAAGUCAAUCUACACUACAAUUCUACAUUCGCAUACAGUGCGGACUUUCUUUUUCUUCUCUUUUUUAAAAACAGAUAUUGAAAUGGAGCUGGUCUUCAUCAUCAUAAAGUCAAUUGUCAAUUUUCAUACCACUGUGUCUGAAAUAAAGCUCAAGUGAAACGUACGGUAAGAGGAAAUACUCGUUAGUUUGGGUCUUUGCAGCUCUUUCCUAUGCCAUGGAUGGACUUGAUGUCACAAAAUGCACCGCCUUGUAUUCUGAGACAGCGCAGAGCUCUUAUUAAUCUGCAAGAUCUUCGGAGUGAAGGAGGCCAGGCUCCCCUUUCUCAAAACCAACGACAAGUCAGUCGUAACUUUAUCCGCCAACUACGGAGAUGUCUGUGAUGUUCCUAAACUGUUUCACAAAGAGCUUACUACAUUUUGUUUCACAAAAAGCUUACUACAUUUUUUGUAGCUAGACAUCUCGUGAAAUCAAUACUAUCGACGAGAAGAGGAGCCAAGACACAGCCUUCGUCGCAAUUCAACCAGAUUUAAAAAAGGGAAAGUUUAGGAAAACUACAAUUAUUUAAAUGAAUUACCAUGGAAUAAGAGAUGCAAUAUACUUCAAAAUUUGUGUAGAUUAUACCAUAGAAUUACUUGUAAAUAUAUUUGUGAGUAUUUCAUUUCAUGACAAGUAGCAGACAAGUAUUGAAGUAAUACUAACGCUCAUUUAGUCGAGAAGUUACUGUAGACUUAUGACGGUUUCAAGAAACGGGCCCCAAGUGAACA